AUGUUAUCAUCAAGAUCACUAUUACCUUCAACUCGCAUUGUUGCGGCUGCUGCAUCCGCCACACGGAUGUCCAAGCAGGCCUUUGCCAGUGUAUCAGGAGCAGCAGCUAACUCAUCGUCAGUCGAGAGUUACACCAAGCUGGUACACCCUGCACCCAAGGAGUUGAAGGAGUUCCCACAGAAACAGCUGCCAUACGAUGGUUGUACUGCGGCUGCCUAUGUGGCGUAUGCAUGGUCCGAGCAGGCUAUGAUCUAUCCCAUCACGCCCGCCACGCCAAUGGGUGAUGUCAUGGCCAACUGGGCUGGUCAAGGACGGAAGAACCUCUUCGGCAGCGUCCCUAGGGUUACCCAAAUGCAGUCCGAAGGUGGUGCUGCUGGUGCUGUACACGGCGUUCUCGAUGUUGGAGGCCUUGGUACCACUUUUACCUCUUCACAAGGUCUACUACUUAUGAUCCCGAAUAUGUACAUAAUCGCUGGUGCCCUCAACCCUUGCGUCUUCCAUGUGGCUGCAAGAGCUAUAUCCAAACAUGCCCUUUGUAUUUUUGGCGACCACACUGAUGUCAUGGGCACACGUCAAACUGGCUGGGCGCAGCUGUCUGGUCACAGCGUCCAGGCAUCGAUGGACAUGGCCUUGGUAGCCCAUAUUGCUACGCUGAGGAGCUCAGUGCCUUUCGUCAACUUUUUCGAUGGUUUCCGUACUUCCCAUGAAAUCAACAAGAUCAACAUCAUCCCCUACGAGGCUAUGGACCAGCUGGUGCCGUGGCCAGAACUGGCCGCCUACCGUUCACGUGGGCUCAACCCCAACAAGCCGCACUCUCGUGGUCUGGGCCAGUUCGCUGAUACCUUCUUCCAGAAUUCCGAGGCCGUCAACAAAUACUACGACAGCACACCUGGCAUAGUGCAGAAUGUCAUGGACGAAGUGGCGCAAGUGACCGGCCGGCACUAUAAGAACUUCUUCUAUUAUGGUCAUCCCCAAGCCGAGUAUGUUACGGUUAUCAUGGGGUCUGGCAGCUCUACUAUGGAGGAGACGGUGAACUAUAUGAACGCUCGUGGCGAGAAGGUUGGCAUAGUCAGAGUUCACCUCUAUCGCCCUUGGGAUGCUAAGGCAUUUGUGAGCUCCUUGCCCCCAUCAGUGAAACGCCUUGCGGUACUUGAUCGUACUAAGGAGCAGACGGCUAUUGGUGAGCCGUUGUUCCUGGACGUUGCAGCAACACUGCAGUCGAUUGGCAGUACGCUGAAGGUUAUUGGUGGUCGCUAUGGUCUCGGCUCGAAAGAGUUCACGCCGGCUAUGGCUGAGGCCGUCUUCGAGAACUUGAAACAACCUAGACCGGUUGAGAACUUCUCGGUUGGUAUCGAGGAUGAUGUUACCCAUAGGUCGAUCAAGGUUGGCCCUGAGCCGGACGUCUCUGCUCCUGGGACCAGACAGUGUCUAUUCUGGGGUAUGGGUUCUGACGGUACUGUAUCGGCCAACAAGAGCGCUAUCAAGUUAAUUGCUGACAACACGGAUCAGUACGUGCAGGCCUAUUUCGCUUAUGAUUCCAAGAAGUCCGGUGGCUGUACUAUUUCUCAUCUCCGUUUUGGCCCUGAGAAGAUCGAGUCGCCCUAUGCCAUUAUGAACGCAGAUUACAUCGCAGUUUCCCAAAGAACGUGGCCCCAUAAGUUCCCGAGAGUCAUCGUUGAGACCCUCAAGCCUGGUGGUAUCGCGGUCUUCAACUCUGCUUCCAAGACUGCUGAGGAGUUCUUGGCUGAGAUGCCUGAGGCCGUGAUUAACCAGCUGGGCGAGAAGGAAGCUCACAUCUACACCAUAGAUGCAUCCAAGGUGGCCCGUGAGAAUGGUCUUGGUCGUCACACUAACAACGUUCUGGCCGCUGUGUUCUUCAAAUUGGCUGAUAUCAUCCCCUAUGAGAGUGCUGAGAAGUUGCUGAAGGACGCUAUGAAGAAGGCGUACUCCGCUAAGGGUGAGGAUCUGGUCCAGAGGAACUAUAAGGGAGUUGAUGCUGCUAUCGCCAACUUGGUCGAGAUUCAGUACGAUCCCAAGGUUUUCAGCACUUACAGUAAGCCGGAAGAUGUUGAUCCGACUCGCCCUGCGUUCUGUACUGAUCUCAUGGACCGCCUUAAUGCGCUUGAGGGCAACAACUUACCGGUCUCGUCGUUUGACCCUCGGGGGCACUACCCACCGGCUACAACUCAGUACGAGAAGCGUGGUGUGGCCCUUACUAUCCCUAUUGUGGACAUGGACAAGUGCACACAGUGCAACAAAUGCUCGGCUAUAUGCCCUCACGCGGCUAUCAGACCUUUCCUCAUCUCACAGCUUGAGGCUGAUGUCGCCCCUAAAGCCUUCGACAUGCGUAUGGCCAAAGGCGGUAAUGACGUCGCUGGUAUGAUGUACCGUAUUCAAGUCGCCCCUGAGGACUGCACUGGCUGCGAGGCUUGCUCAUGGGCCUGUCCUGAUAACGCUCUCACUAUGACCCCAUUGGAAGAUGUAGUUGAGGUCCAGCGUCCCAACUGGUCCUUCGCUAUAAGUCUACCUAGUCGUGGGUAUAUGGUCGACCGUCACACCCUCAAGGGUUCGCAGUUCCAGCAGCCUAUGCUGGAGUUCUCUGGGGCUUGUGAAGGCUGUGGUGAGACCCCUUAUGCUAAGUUGGUUACGCAGCUGUUCGGUGAGCGUAUGGUCAUUGCCAACGCCUCGGGUUGUUCUUCAGUUUGGGCUGGUACUGCUGCCUUCAACCCACUAGCUGUUAACGACAAGGGUCAGGGUCCGGCAUGGGGCAGAUCUCUCUUCGAGGAUGCCGCUGAGUACGGUCUUGGUAUGGCUCGUGCCGUCCAAGAGCGUCGUCUUAAUCUCAAGGAGAAGGUUCAGGAGUUGGUUGAUGACGAGGAGUACAAAGCCUUGCUCAGCCCUGAGCUCGACAAUGCAUGUCAUGAGUGGUUGGAGAAGUACAACGACUCUGUCAUUUGCCAGGAGCUAUCUGGUGAGAUCCCCGGUAUGCUGGAGAACACCAGUGCCCUACGAGAGGUUCCAUUGGUCCAGGAGAUCCUUUCUAUGAGGGACCUCUUCCCGAAGGUCUCCCAAUGGGUGUGGGGUGGCGAUGGUUGGGCGUAUGAUAUCGGCUUUGGCGGUCUGGAUCACGUCUUGGCUUCCCAGACAGAUCUCAACGUGCUGGUCAUGGACACUGAGGGUUAUUCUAAUACCGGUGGUCAGGUCUCGAAGUCUACCAAUUUGGGUGCAGUUCAGAAGUUUGCUCCUACAGGGUAUCGCCGCGCUAAGAAGGACCUUGGCGCCAUCGCUAUCGCCUAUGGGGACGUGUAUGUGGCGUCUAUCGCCAUUGGUGCAAACUAUGCUCAGUCCGUGAAGGCUUUGGUCGAGGCUGAGGCCUUCCCUGGUCCAUCACUGGUGCUCUGUUAUUCGCCCUGUAUUGAGCAUAAGAUCCUCUAUCCUCGUGGUCUGUCAAGAUUGGCCGAAGAAAUGAAGAAGGCUGUGGACUCUGGCUACUGGACGCUGUAUCGUUACAACCCUGCCAUGGUUCCGCAAGGUCACAAUCCUUUCACUCUUGACUCUAAGCAUCUCUCUAUCGACGUGGCUCAGUUCACCAAGCUUGAGAACCGCUUUGAGAUCCUAAAGCGUACUCAUCCUGAGGUCGCUGAACAGCUCAAGGCGAGCCUUCAACAGUGGACGAGAGAACGUCUGGAGAACUAUAAGUGGAUGGAGAAGCGUGGUGCUCCUUCUGAGGAUGCUGCUGGUCCCGCCCUGGACAUCCUUGUCGGUUCGGACACUGGUACCACCACUGAGCUGGCUAGCCGCUUUGCUGGUCUGUGCCGAUCUAGGCAGUUUAACGUCGCUGUGCACGAGCUGGAUGAGAUCACUCCGGAGUCGCUAAGAGCUAUGAGUAACGUCGUGGUUCUGUGUUCUACUGCAGGUGAGGGUGAUUUCCCCAACAACGCUCAUGCCUUCUGGGAGGGGCUCUCGGAUCCUGAGCUUGAGGAGGGUUUCCUUGCCUCCACUAAGUUCUCGGUGUUUGGUCUUGGUGACACGGGUUAUAAGCAUUUCAACGCUGCUGCUAAGAAUAUUGAGAAGCGUUUGUUGGAGCUUGGUGCUGUGAAGUCCCAGGACAUUGGCCUUGGCGAUGAUAAGGAUGAUGACAAGUACGAAACCGCUUUCGAGAGUUGGCUCCCCGACUUCUGGAAAAUCCAGAAUGCGCCGGAGUCCCCUGAUGAGCUAGAGAUCCCCGAGCCUAUCGUGGAGCUGGAGGUCGUUGCCAAGGACUUGGUCUGCCAGUAUCAGAGGGUUCGCCCACCUAAGACUAAGACCAUCACCCUCACCCAGAACGAGCGCAUCACUGCACUUGACUACGACCGUAUCAUCCGCCAUCUCAUAUUCGAUGUGCGUGGAGUCGACUUUUCCUAUCUUUUGGGUGACGCUUUGACCAUCUAUCCUGACAACGAUCCGGCCCUUGUGGAAGACUUCUUGCACUGGUACAAGGUCGAUCAAACUCAAUGGUAUCAUGUCCGUGGCACCAGGGAUUUGGAUCCUCGUCGUGCUGCGAGCUAUCGACAUCCGAUGACCGCAAAGCAGAUCUUUGGCGAGGUCGUGGACAUCACUGGUAGACCCAAUAAGUUUUUCUAUAAGCAGCUCGCUAAGUUCGCUGUAGACGAGGAAGAGCGGAAGGCUCUUGAAUUGAUCGUCGCUGACACUGCUGAGGGCAAUGCUGCAUACAGUGCUCUGUCGUCUGAAUGUGUCAACUACAUAGACGUCUUGAAGAAGUUCCCUAGUGCCCAUCCGCCUUUGGAGCAUCUCAUGUCACUGGUGCCCUGCAUCAAGCCGAGGCUCUAUUCUAUCGCUUCCUCACAACGCUUCGUCAACGACAAGGUUGAAUUGGUUAUUGUCGUGAAUGACUGGAAGACUCCUAGUGGAGCUACGAAGCGCGGUCUUUGCACCAACUACAUUGAUCGUUUGGCCACUGAUAAUAAGGAGGAUCUCACUUAUAAGGUUGUGGUCUCGGUCACUCCUGGCACCUUCAACCUCCCCCCUACUCUGAUGGAGCCCUACGUCAUGACUGGUCUUGGCACUGGACUGGCGCCUUUCCGAGCCUUCAUCCAGGAGAGAGCUUUCUUCAAGAACCUCGGGUAUCAAACUGGCCCUAUGUGGCUCUUUUACGGUUGCCGAUAUCGUGCGAAGGACUACAUCCUGGGUCAUGAGCUCGAGAAGUGGGCUGAGGAAGGUGUCAUUACUCAUCUUAAACCAGCCUUCUCUCGUGACCAGAAGGAGAAGGUUUAUGUCCAGCACAAGAUGCUCGAGAGCAAGAACGAUCUUUAUGAGGACCUUAUCAACAAGGGUGGUUACUUCUAUCUCUGUGGGCAGGCCGGACAGCUCGAAAUUGAUGUUCGGAAUGCUAUCUUGACGGCUAUCAAGGAGGGUGGUAAAAUGUCAGCUGAGGAGGCACAGAAGGUUUUUGACAAGUUCGAAGAGGAGGGUCGGUACUGCCUAGAGCUAUACUAG
This is a messenger RNA of Perkinsus marinus ATCC 50983, 5496 nucleotides long. RefSeq names its product pyruvate:ferredoxin oxidoreductase/NADPH-cytochrome P450, putative. NCBI's taxonomy places the organism in Eukaryota, Perkinsozoa, Perkinsida, Perkinsidae. Gene Ontology annotation, molecular function: iron ion binding; oxidoreductase activity, acting on the aldehyde or oxo group of donors; FMN binding. The record is from RefSeq and is a predicted model, not a curated record. Bases 1 to 5496 code for a protein of 1831 amino acids. The transcript has 3 exons. Gene Ontology annotation, biological process: electron transport chain; response to oxidative stress.